CGCACUCUGAACUCGGAUGUGUCACGUGAUCUCUGCAGAAUCAUCAUGGCGGCUCGCAGUGUGUUCGCUCCUGGACUGUUCAGGGACAAAGUCGCCAUCGUGACCGGAGGGGGCUCCGGGAUCGGGAAAGCCAUCGCGGCCGAGCUGCUGGCACUAGGCUGCAGCGUCGUCAUUGCCUCCCGCAAACUGGAGCGGUGUAAAGAGACCGCCCGGGAUCUGGUGUCACAGAUCAGCCCCCCGGACCCCUCCAUGGUGACCGCUCUGCAGUGUAACAUCCGCAAGGAGGAGGAGGUGCAGUCGCUGGUGAAAUCCACUUUAAACCUUUACGGUCGCAUCGACUUCUUGGUCAACAAUGGCGGAGGACAAUUCCCGAGUCCAAGCGAAGCAAUUACUUCGAAAGGCUGGAACGCCGUGGUGGAGACCAACCUGACCGGCACCUUCUAUUGCUGCAGAGAAGUGUACAACACAUGGAUGAAGGAGCAUGGCGGCGCCAUCGUGAACAUUGUGGCAGACAUGUGGAAGGGAUUUCCUGGCAUGGCGCACACGGGAGCAGCACGAGCCGCUGUGGACAACCUGACAAAAAGCCUCGCUAUUGAAUGGGCUCACACUGGUGUCCGGAUCAAUUCUGUUGCUCCUGGAACCAUCUUUUCGAAGACUGCCACUGAGAAUUACGGAGACAUGGGGCCCAAUAUGUUCCACAGCUUUAUCCCUAAUAUUCCAGCUAAGAGACUCGGACUCCCUGAAGAGAUCUCGCCGAUGGUUUGUUUCCUGUUGUCUCCUGCCGCUUCCUUCAUCACUGGAGAGACUGUGAAGGUCGACGCCGGGCAAAGCCUGUACCACAGCAGUUGGCAAGUGCCAGAUCACAGCAGGUGGCCAGAGGCUCCAGAUGGGGAGAACGCCAAAGCUUUGAAGAAAAUGAUUGCAGACAUCCCCUCUCCAAAGAUGUGAUGUCUGGGGCUGGGCUCUGGAAGGUCGCCAUGCCACCUGGCUUAAUUGCCAAGCUGAACGAAUGCACUAAUGAACGUGAUGCCUUAUUAUCAGAUGACUGGGUAAAUGCAGAAUAGAAAUGGCCAGACCCAACAACCAUCUAAUGUGUAUGGGGGGGGGGGUCUUCUGACUCUUCCCUGAUGGCAGGGGUUGGGGGAGAUGAGGAUUGGACAAGUUGGAUUUCAUCAUGGCUGAUUCUUUUAUUCUCAGCGGAGAAAAAACAAGUGCUUUCUCCCCAUUCUGCAAACAUGCAUGCUCAGCUGAGCUUGCAUGUGUAUGAAGGGAGAGAGAGCUGCUGGCCAAACGCUCUAAUGUGCAUGGCUGGCCUAAAGAUAGGGAUACACUUGGACUUUGAUGAAUCGCUCCUACAUUUCUAAGAGAUUUCAAAGAAUUUUUGAGCAUGUGAUUGGGCGGGUACCACUGUAAGAAUAGAGUGACGGUCAGACAUGUGCGCUGCCGCUCCGGGCAUCUCUAUAGGACUGCCGGGGACAGCUGAGUGGAGUGUCAGUGUGCAUGCAUGACCACGGCUUCAUUCAUACAGUGGCACCCCCGCCAUUGAAUCACACGUUUAUAAUGUACACUGCACUCAGAAAGUCUUCAGACACUUUCACUUUUUUCACGUUUUGUUAUGUUGCUACUUGUGCUAAAAUAAAACAAAAUCAGGUUUUCCCAUCAUUCUGUACUGAAUUCCCCCAUAAUGAGAAAGCGAAAACAGAAUUUUAGAAAUAUUUGCAAAUUUAUUAAAAAGGAAAUAACAAAAAUUUCAUAUGGACAUAAGUCUUCAGCCCCUUUUACUCGGGUCUUAGUUGAAGACCCAUUGGCAGUGAUUCCAUUCCAUGGGGAUGAUACCACAAGGUUUACACCUGGAUUUGGGGAUUUCGUUCCAUUCUUCUCUGCAGAUCCUCUCCAGCUUUGUCAGGUUGGCUGGGGGCCCUCGUGGACAAUGAUGUUCCAUUGCAUUCAGGGCUCUGGCUGGGCCACUCAAGGACAUUCGCAGAGCUGUCCAUAAGACGCUCCUUCCUUGUCUUGGCUGUGUGCUUAGGGUCAUUGUCUGAGGUCCAGAGCUCUGGAUCAGGCUUCCAAUAAAGGUUAUGUACACGUUUUGGGGCAGUUAUAAAUUAUUGCAUUGUACUCAUUUUGAGCUUAAAUAAUUUUUUUCAAUUGGCCUUUAUGAAAAAUAUUGAGCCCCUGUCUCUGUACAGCCUUGAGAUUUUGUAGUAGCAUGCUCUGUGUUUUCACUGUAGCUCAGCUGACGGCUCCUUAUCUCUGCUCUCUGACAUUAUAAGCACUCAUUAUAACUCAAUUCUUAUCUUACUUAUAAGAAUGUGGCUUAAACAAGUCUUUAUGACCAAUUAACAAUUUAGAGAUAAGGGUUCUUAGAUGACACAAAGUUAAGAUAAAAAGUACAAUUCACACCACUAGACAAAUAGUUAACCCUUUGUGACAAAACGGCUGAAUUUGUUUUAGUAAAGACCAAUUAAAAAAAAUUAGUUUUAGCCAAAUGAGUAAAAGGCAAUCAUAAAAAUGUUGCCCCUGAAGGUGUACAUAGCCAUAGGAAUAUUUCUGUAGUUUGCUCCAUUCAGCUUUCCCUCCACCCUGACCGGUCUCCCUGCCCCCCAGCUUGCAAGAUGCUGUCACCAUUGCUUCACUGUAGGGAUUGUAUUAGGCAGGUGAUGAACGGCGCCUGGUUUCCGCCAGACAUGACGCUUAGAAUUGAGGCCAAAAAAGUUCCAUCUUGGUUUCAUUUAUGUGUCUUUUACUGGUAAGAGGCUUCUUUCUGCCAGAUUGGUGGAGGCUGCGGUGAUGGUCGACUUUCUGGAAGUUUCUCCCAUCUGCACACAGGAUCUCUGGAGCUCAGCCAUGAGUGACCAUUGGGUUCCUGGUUACCUCUCUUACCAAGUCUCCCCUGAUUACUUGCAGCAGAAAUGUUUUUGUCCUCGUCUCCAGAUCUGAGCCUCCACACAAUCCUGUCUCUGAGAUCUAUAGGCAGUUCUUUCUUCCUCAUGGCUUGGUUUUGGCUCUGAUGCAUCGUCAGCUGUGAGACCUGAUACAGACGGGGCUGUGUCUUUCCAAAUUGUGUCCAAUCUGCUUAAUUUACCACAGGUGUCUCCAAUCAAGGUGCAGAACAUCUCAAAGAUGAUCAAGAGAAAUGGGAGGCCCCGGAGCGAAAUGUCAAGUGUCACAGCAAAGGGGCUGAAUGUCCAUGAUAAACUUUAGUUUUACUUUUUUUAAAUAAUAUUACAAACAUUUCUAAAAUCUUGUUUUCCCCUCGUCGUUAUGGGGUAUUGAGAGCAGAAUGAUUGGAGGAAACUGGAUUUUUUAAAAUUUUAUUUAAGAUUUUAGCUCAAGGAGCAAAAUAACAAAAUGUUCAAAAGCAAAAGGGUCUGAAGACUUUCCAAAUGCAGUGUAUCCUGUGGAUGGGUGAUACUUUCUUAUGCAGAGAUCACCCCUUUAAGGAUGCUUAUGUGUAAAGAUGGAAGCAUCGCUGCACAGAACAAGAUGUAGCUGAGCCGACUGUGUGACAUAGACUCUGUCACUACACUGUAAGGCAGAAAGGUCAGUGAUUGGUUAUUCUCCUGGACCUGCUGGAUUAUUACGUCUUCUGGAUUACUAGACGGAUAGCGAUAUUGAACUCAAACUGAUUUGUUUGACGCAGAGAAAGAAAACCACGUAGUCCUUGUUUCUGAUGCCUCCUGAUUUUGACACCUCACACUGCCAUUUGUUACUGCCAUAUUCAUCGGGGGUGGGGGUGUCCCUCUGAAGCUGCAAAACUGCAGGGAAUUCUCCUUUAUUAUAAUGCUAUGUUCCUUAGGCCGCUGUCACACGAGCGUAUUGAAAGCCAUCCGUAUUCUGGCUCUGGAUUACGCUUGGAUUCCAGAUGAUAAACCAUCAGUAUUGCUUCAGUAAUUCAUCAGGAUUUAUGCGCGUAUUCCUUCCUCCCUGUAUUUUUUAUGAACUCCCAUAGACUAUAAUAUUUGGAAACCAAUCCACACAAAACUCAGACAUGUUGCGGAUUUCAAAUACUGACGGAAAUGAUACGCCCAUGUGAAUAGCUCUAUUCAUUAACAUUCGCAGCGGAUUCUGGUACAUAAAACCCGGGCCGUGUAUGGAUUGCAAAUACGCUCCAGUGUGAGAGUUUGCUAUCUGUGAGCUGUUUAUCAGCAGCCUCUAUCCUGAUUGUUUGCUACAAUGUAUCAGUGCAGGAAAGGUAUAGCUAUCUGGAGCGCACAGAGGAUGUCUAGGCUGCAUACCAUUGUAACAAACGCUCAGCUAUGAGAAGUAUUGGGUCUGUAUGGGUUUUAUACAAGGAGUCAGUCACUGACUGCAAGUAGAGAUACGGUAAGAAACUGAAAUAAAAAACGUCCCCGUUGAUUUCUUAGACUAAACCAGAUGUGCGCUGCCUGAUCUGUAACUGGUGAAUAAUUAUAACUCAAAUGACGCCAUAAUAAUAAAGAUACUUUAUUUUACUGCA
Messenger RNA from Bufo gargarizans (Asiatic toad), 4459 nucleotides. It is a transcript of the gene PECR, whose product is annotated as peroxisomal trans-2-enoyl-CoA reductase. NCBI's taxonomy places the organism in Eukaryota, Metazoa, Chordata, Amphibia, Anura, Bufonidae. The coding region runs from base 46 to 948 and encodes 300 amino acids. The transcript is spliced from 8 exons. Gene Ontology annotation, cellular component: peroxisome. Gene Ontology annotation, molecular function: trans-2-enoyl-CoA reductase (NADPH) activity. The record is from RefSeq and is a predicted model, not a curated record. Gene Ontology annotation, biological process: phytol metabolic process.